UCAAGCCACGAAAACCAACUAAAACCCACCAAAAAUCUCUGCUUUGCCAUCCGUCCUCAGCUUCCAUGGAGCCACAAUCGCUGCAGCAGCAGGUAGAACAAUCACAAUCAGUACCUCUCCAGGAUUGCUUGAAGCUACUAAAAGGCGAGAGAGACGAGCAGCGGCUGGCUGGCUUGUUUCUCGUCACCAAAUUCACUCAAAGUGACGAUCUUGUUUCCCUUAAAGCUAUCUACGAUGCUGUUGGACCUCACUUUUUGGACCGCCUCUUAAGGACCGGGUUAGGUAAAGGUGUGGUGAGUAGUGGUAAUGGUGAAAACCGGGAUGCCUAUUUGCAGCUGUCGGUUACGGUUCUAUCUGCGUUUUGUCGAGUUCCUGAGAUUGCUUCUUCAAAAGAAAUGGUUUCAAAGAUUCCAAUGGUUUUGGAAGUAAUGUCAAAGGAAUCAGGCUUACCUGUGCUGGAAGAAUGCUAUGAAUUUUUGUACUUGGUGUCAUCUGCUUCCGAUGGGAUGACAGCAUUGUACGAGCGUGGAGGGAUGAAGGCACUUGCUGGUCAAAUGUCCGCUCUGUCAGAUGGGUCUCAUUUGAUGGAACUUGCCAUGAAGCUUAUACAGAUGAUGCUGAAGAAGCUUUCUCAAGGCAUCAUUGAAAAUGACCAUCACUCUGAGCUUUCAAUCGUUGUGGCGGAAGUAGCAAGACAAUUUGCUCUCCUACAAAGUGCCUUAAAGUUUGAAGCACUUCAUUUAUUGUCUGCCAUCUUCUCUUCAGAAUAUUCGACAUUACUUCAUGAUGCUCUCCGUGUUGUUCCAAAUGAGAACUGGUCAAACCAUAUACGUGAUGGUGUUGCAACAAUCUUACAGAACCGUGUUGCACCUGCUGAAAAAUUUGAGGCCCUUAUUCUAGCUGAAUCCAUGGCAUCUAUAAAGGGUGAAAGUUGGUUGAUUGGUCAAAUAAACUUGCCUAAUGUACAGGACCCUAUUCCAGCUGACAGGUGUCUAUUGCUUGUCUUAGAGUCUUCAAGGGUUGAAGUUGCUGUUUUGCUGAAUGAUCUAGCCUACACAAAAUAUGAAGCUUCUAAGAGUUCUUCAUCAACAGCUGAAACUAUAAUUUCGAAGCAACAGAAAGUGACUAUUGUCUUUUCCUUGGUGGAGAAGAUAAUAAAAUUGAUAUCAAACAUUGGUGAAACUGAAGGGAACCCUGUUGAUGAAAGUACUUUCAUAAAGGUGAUCAAUGGGCUUAAUGAGACAAUUGGUGUGGUUCUAGAAUAUCUACAAGAUGCAAAGGAACAUGGGCAAAAAGUAGGAAAUGAUCUUCUUGCUUCAGUACGUCUUAUUGGGAGCUAUCUUGCAGAAACACCCAUUGCAUGCAAAGAUAAAAUCGAGGAACUUUUGGGGUAUAUGCUUUCAGUUGAAGGUGAAGAUGAAUCAAGUCCAUUUUACUCUGUAUGCUUUCUGCUACCAAUGUUGUGUCAAAUGACUAUGGAAAUUGAAGGAUGCAAACUUUUGGCCUCUUCUGGAGGUUAUAAAGCUGUUGUUGACUGCCUCAUAAAGUUGAUAGAGCAGAACAUACAUGGGGUUGAGGAUAACGAUUGUGUUUUCUUGGCUUGUGAUACAAUUAUGAAUUUUCUUUUAAAGAGAGAGCAAUUUCCCUUUCCUGAGGAUGAAUCAACAUUUUUUAAUCUUUUGAAGGCACUGGCACUUUGGACAGAGAAAACUAAUGACCAAUCUGUUGUCAUGAUGGCUUCGAGUAUUUGCUCACUGAUAUUUGAUUUGUCAUCGGAAAAUGAUCUUUUGAAUCAUCCUGGUUUUAGUAGCAGCUGUCUCGAUAGCCUGUCACGGCUCAUUGCAAGAAGCUUGGCUUCAUGGGGACAGGGUAUGUCUGAUGUUGCUAAAGCAGACAUGGAUCUUCUAGAGAUUGUUACUGCAGGAUAUUCUAGAUGGGCUGAUCGAUUCCCUCGAAUACGAAAAGCAGUUGAGGGAUAGUUCGAUCGACGUAGCUACUUAGUUUCCUUGAAGGUAUAUGUUAUCUGUGUCCAUGGAUUUUUACCCUGAUGCCAAGCCUCUUCAACAACAAUGACGGAUGAGAAUCAAUAAAAAAAGAACAGCAAAGGGAAUCUAUACUUUUACCUUCAUUCCUCGAGACGGCUUGUCGAUGUGUGUUCGGAAAGAAACAUAGAGACUAUGUUUAAUCAUGGGAAGUGGUCGUUGGAAACCCCUCUUAAUUUAGCUGUGUGUUCGGCCUAAUUUAUUGAUUUGCACUUGCAAGCAGUCAAUGUAGCAUAGUACCGUAUUUAACAAAGCGUGAACGGACGGUAUUGGUUCAGUUAGGCAGACAUGGUAAUUUGACCUUGUAUCUUAUAAAAGUUGGGCAUCCAAUGCGAUAUUUUAAAGUUCAUUAA
Hibiscus syriacus is the source of this 2395-nucleotide messenger RNA. Its product is annotated as neurochondrin-like. The record is from RefSeq and is a predicted model, not a curated record. Lineage: Eukaryota; Viridiplantae; Streptophyta; Magnoliopsida; Malvales; Malvaceae.